Messenger RNA from Vicia faba (fava bean), 1173 nucleotides. The record is from the annotation of a GenBank genome assembly. NCBI's taxonomy places the organism in Eukaryota, Viridiplantae, Streptophyta, Magnoliopsida, Fabales, Fabaceae.
AUGGGAAGACACACGUUACUGAAACUAUUAUUGUUUUCUCUAAUCGUGUUUCAUGGUGUUGAAUCUUCUUUUGUUAGAAAGUUGAUUGAUUCAAUACCAAUAAAGGAUUCUCCAGAUCUAAACAACAAAGUUGGUGAAGAGAAAAAGAAAGAAAUUGAUGCUAAUGUUUCAUCAGUUCCACCGCCACAAUCUUUACCUAAAGUGGAGAAUGUGAAUAACCGUGAUGUAAAUCAAAAGGAGAACAGUAGUACUAGUAUUACACCUCCUCCUGUCCCUGUUAAUACUAUUACACCUCCUGUUUCUGUUCCUGUUACUGCUACUACACCACCACCUCCUCCUGUUCCUGUUCCUGUUACUGUUACUACACCACCACCUCCUCCUGUUCCUGUUCCUGUAACUGCACCUCCUCCUCAUGUUCCUGCAACUGCGCCGCCUCCUGUACCCAAAAAAACUGAAGAUGGGGUUGAUGGGGGGAAGGAUCAGGAAGAAAAGAAGGUUAAAGAGGAAGAGGUUAAAUUUUCGCAUUCUACAACAAAUGACACUUGUGAAGGACUAAAUACUUGCACAGACGACGGGGUCAUGGCUGCUUGCAUUUCUAAUAAGGAUUCCAAAAACUUAGUUGUUCUCCUUCGAAAUAAAGGGGAUGGCUCCAUCAAAGUGAAGCUUCGCAGUGAUUAUGAAAGUAACCUUGGAGAUGUAGAAGUUGACAAGAAUAAAACAGAAAAGGUCACUAUCAAACGAAUUCAUAGCGAAAAUACCCAACUGACUUUGGAUGCUGGAAAAGGGGAUUGUGUGCUUCACACGGCUACUCCCAUACCUGAGAGUUAUUUUCUGCACUUUCCUUCUUAUGACAAGAUUUUAACGCCAAUAAAUGGCGCCUAUUUCCUCAUAUUCGCAGUAUUAGUCUUUGGAGGUAUAUGUGCUUGCUGCAUGUUCAGGAAGAAACAUCGCGACGAGAUCCCAUAUCAAGAGCUCGAAAUGGCAUUGCCCGAGUCUGCUGCAGCUACCAAUAUGGAAUCUGCUGAAGGUUGGGAUCAAGUUUGGGACGAUGAUUGGGACGACAACGUAGCGGUGAAAUCGCCAUCAGUUCGCCAUGCAGGAAGCAUCUCAGCAAAUGGCCUUACUGCUAGAUCUUUAAACAAAGAUGGAUGGGAAGAUAACUGGGAUGAUUAG